Saccostrea cuccullata (small rock oyster) is the source of this 3755-nucleotide messenger RNA. RefSeq lists its product as uncharacterized. Lineage: Eukaryota; Metazoa; Mollusca; Bivalvia; Ostreida; Ostreidae. The coding region runs from base 348 to 1277 and encodes 309 amino acids. The transcript has 3 exons. The record is from RefSeq and is a predicted model, not a curated record.
AACUGUUUGUAUUUUUUCGCGCUUGUUGAGUUGUUUACAUUUUUGGGUAUGCAUUGGGGUACAUUGCAGUUCGCUGAGCAAUGACAUUUCGGGGUCAUAUUUCAUUCUGACGUCAGCAAGCAACAUGGGUUUUACAGCUAUGCACCAUUGAUGAUGCACAGCCAGAUAAUAAUGUAAAAACAACUGGAGUAGUAACGAGGAUGAAUUCUCUCACGGAUUUUUAUGAUUUCUUCUUUGAAAUUUCAAAGUACAUGAAACAAACAAUGUUCUGGUAGACAAAAGUAUUGAGCCCAUCAAAGUAAGGGAAUUUACAAGUAAGUGAGUAAAAUAAAAAAAAAAAAGAGACCAUGGCCAGCCGUGGCAACGUGUGUAUCCAGAUGUGCGAGUCCAUGUACCAGCUCCCGUCACGAAUCGCCUGCUUUUUGCUGGUCCUCAUCCAGGGAGGGAUACUAGAUUAUUACCUGGUGACCCACAAAAAUGUUUACUGGUACGGCUGGAUAGGUGCGGAUGUAGCCAUCGGAUUUGUUCUGUUUGUGGCAUUUAUGAUAUCUUACCGACAUUUAAAGUAUAUCCGGAAGACCAGCACCAGUAACCGACCAAUCGAGGCAGGCAGCCUCCCUCUGGGAUACUUCGCUUGGUUUAUUUACUCGUUAGCUCUAGCUGGAAGGGUUGGAAUCAUUUUCAAUGACUUUGCCUGGAAACUGAAAGAAGAAGAUGCAUUUGGACCGAAUACUUUAAAAAUCACUAUUUCUCUUGCGGCCAUAAUAUUUCUGUUGUUACUGAUGAGUCACCAUGAUGCUGAGUGUAACACUGAAAGACGCCACUAUAUAGAGGAAAUGACCGCCACGGUUGUGUUUGAUAUUCUAGAUUCUGUUGAUGCUUUGGACAUUAUGUUUGAGAGAGAAGACAUUGAUGACCUGCCUAAUGGCAUGGGGUUAUGUAUAAUCAGUAUAUCUUGUUUAAACCUAAUUCUGCCCGUCCUGCCAUUGUGUUCUCUGAGCCGUAGUCACUUUGGACAUCAUGUCCGUCAGGAAUCCAUCAUCCUGCUACACAAGCUCUCGCUCGUUUUUGUUGUCAACCUGCCACUACUUGUGUUUAGGCUAGUUCUAUGGCACGCUCUGAGUAAAGAAAUCUCCAUAUUUCCUGUAAAGAAUGUGAUUGUGAUAUUUCUAGUUUUUCAUAAUCUGUACGAGAGAAAACGACAAAAAUUGAGGGCAAGAGACGAGAUGGACUCAAUUGCUGCCCAAGAGAUGAAGCAGUUUCCAGUCCAUUCAUGAGAUGAGACAGUCUCAACCAUUUCUCAACGUACGAAUGGAUUUCCUGUACAGACUUGAGACUAGCAGAAAAGAUCUGAAAUUUAUUUGUAUUUUUUUUUUUUUUUUUUUGAAUUUUGUAUUAGAUGAAUGUGAAAUUUUUAAUUGAAAAAACUUGUUCCAACAUUUUGUUUGAAUUAACAGAGGUUUACUGGUCACAAAAGGUCAGCAAAAUAUUGUUGACUAUUUUGCUUGUUGUAAAAUAGCUCACUUUGGAUGUUGGAGUUUUUGAAAUUGUGAUAUGUUUGUGUUUGAUGUAUUGAUUUUAAGAACAUACCCUUUUUUUUUAUUUCAUUGACAGUAAACUAUAUAUAUUUACAACACAAAAAAGAAAACAUGCACACAUUACAAUAAAUUCAUAAUUCCUUCAGCUCUGUAUAAUCCAUGUAUUCUACCAUUUAUUGUCUAGUCCUUACUGCCAUAGGUCAGAAUUAUAAUGAGGUAUAACUCUAUGUUAGCAGGACUUGAAUAGCUCUUUAUUCACAAAAGAUGUUAAGUCUUAUGCUUGCAAUAAAAUUUGACUUGCAGAACAUGUGCACCAACAGUAAUACUAAUUAAUACAUGUACAAUUAUGAUCUGGAGUCGCCUAUACUGAUAAUAACAGGGUUAUAUUGCUCACCAAACUUAAUGAUUCCAAUUUUAGACUAAAUACCAUUUGUUGAUUCUUUUGAGAAUGAAAUCCUAACUAUGUUUGCAUAGUACCUACAAAUAUAUACAGAUGUGUUGUAUAAUGUUUUUGUUUUUUUAUUUUUAAAGAAAAAAGAGAUUAUUUUAUGAAUAUAUAUUUUCUAUAUAUGUGGAAGUCUAGUAUGUACUAGAAGGAGACUAUAGAUUAAAUAUAAUCUGUAACCAUACACUAUUUGUAUAUGGUGUAGUAUGAAGAGUUCUCUCUCUUGAUUUGGAAUCAACUGUAAAGCAGGUACAACACUGCAUUAAAAAGGUUGCAUAGAAUUUAUAAAUAUAGUACACAGUGUACUGAUAUAUACAUGUAGUAACAGAGUCAAUUGUUCUAUGAAAAACAAAUGAAACUUACACAGUAAAUGGUCAUUUGUAGAAUAUUAUAGGUAUUAAUGAAGAACUUAAGAUAUCAGUUUGUACAUGUAUGAUCAUCAGUCAAUACAGCUGUCUGAACCAAGUUUAAUAGAACUGACAAGUUAAUCAUUGCAAUUAAUCUUAACCCAAUAUUUUGAACAUAUGUUGUGAAAAAUUAAAUAUACCAGACCCCAAACCCCUUUUUUAUUUUUAAAGGAAGUGUUAAAAAUAGAUUUGUUUUUAUUUAUUUUCAGCAAUCAUUCCAUUAAGAUUUAAAUGAAGUCAAACUCAAUGUUGUGUGCAAUAUAAUGCUGUAAUCUUUGGUUUUUUUUUUCUUUUAUACAGACUGUAUUUAUUUUGAUUUGUUUGUUUGUUUGUUUUGGUUGUAUAAACAUUUAUACUCUAUUUUGAUGCAUUUAUAUCUCAGCCUUUUCUUAUUUUUAGGUUCCAAAUUGAAUCUUUUCAAUGUUAAUCUUUACCUAAGCUUAAGCCAAUACUUUUUAUUUUGUUGUUACGUAGUUGCUCCAUUUCAUGUUUACUAUUUUACUCUUACUGAUGCUUCGUACCAAGAGAUUGUCCAAUAUGAAGGUGACAUAACUGAAUGAUAAGGUCACUGUACUUUGCCUGCUCUCAUAUGUUCGUGUAUUUUUACAACUUAUGAAACCCUAAGCACUUCAAUGCAAUGUGUUAACUUAUUCCAUGUACUUGUCAUCAUUAGCAGCUUGUUAUAACGCUUGCCAAUCAAUCACCUGCUAUUUUUCUUGGCAUAUGUAUCUUUUUAGCCAUUCAACACCCAGUAUCUAUUGUACAUGUUGUAUACUGGUAAUUAAGUUGUACAAUAUCUACAUGUACGGUACUAGAAGUAUAUAUGGACCCUUCAAUGUGAAAUCAGCGACUUUUGUGUUUAUAUUGAUAUAUGCAGUGAUCAUGGUGAUCUUUUUCUAUUUUUAUUGCAAUUCCAAAGAUCUAAAGACUAAGAUCGGUAUAUACCAAGGGUAUGUUUGUGGAACUUUUUAGAGCCUAGGAACAUUUCAUUAAUAUCCAAUGACCCUAGGAGUACCUCUUUAUCUUUUAAAUCUCAAAAAUGAAAGAGUCCUAAUCAUCAAGUCGAGAUCUAAAUUGACGAUUGAAAUAAAUGAGUUUUUUAAUCAUUGGGCAACUCUUAAUCAAGAGAUCUGUAAAAAAAAUUUAUUCCAGAAAAAAAAUUAUACAUGCAUGUUUUAUUUAAAUGUUAACCAAGCCUUCACAAAUUAAAAGUAUAUAUGUAAUGAAGAGUUGAACAAACAAAUCCACUAAUAUCAAAAUUUCGAAGCUCGCAUGUUGGUUACUUGUUUAAAAUAGAAAAUAAAACACUGAAAAUAACAGAAAAAUAUUCAACAGAAUAUAUGCUUUGUUAUUACCGGCUAAGUA